ACUUGGUGAUAAAAUCAAAGGCAAAAAAAAACAAAAAAAAAAAAACAAAAACAAAAUGGCAAUUGAUGCUCAACCAGCUUUGCUUGUUUCACUUCUCCUCCUCCUUCCAUUACUGAUUAUCUUCAUAAAGAAAACUGUUCAGAAACAAAACCUUCCUCCAAGCCCUCCAAAUCUUCCUUUCAUAGGCAAUUUACACCAACUUGGUUCAUUGCCUCACCAAUCUUUAUGCCAACUCUCCAAAAAAUAUGGCCCAGUUAUGCUUCUUCACCUCGGAAACAUGCCAACUGUUGUUAUAUCAUCUGCUGAGGCUGCAAAACAAGUCAUGAAGAUUCAUGAUCUCAGCAGUUGCAGCAGACCUCAAUUACAUGGUCCUCGGAAAAUGACAUACAAUUUCCAAGACUCAGCAUUUUGUCCAUACGGAGAAUAUUGGAGAGAAAUCAGGAAAAUUUGUGUUCUUGAGCUCUUCAGUGUGAAGAGGGUAAGUUCAUACCAAUCGAUUAGGGAAGAAGAAGUUACUAAGCUCAUCAAGUCCAUAUCUCAUCACUCCUCAUCUUCUCCCGGUGCUCCUGUUGAUCUUACUAAGAAGCUGUUUCCUCUUACUGCUAGCAUAAUUUUCAGGACUGCUUUUGGGACAACUUUCAAAAAAGCUAAUUUUUCUGAUGAGAAAUUUCAUGAAAUUGUUCAAGAGGUCGAAAUCAUCAUGGCAACUUUCUGUGCAGCUGAGUACUUUCCAUAUGUGGGAUGGAUUGUUGACAAGCUUUCUGGUUUAGAACAAAGGCGUGAAAGAAUUUUCCACCAGAUGGAUGAUUUCUUUCAAAGGGUGAUUGAUGAUCAUCUCAGUCCCGGGAGAGAAAAACAAGAGCGUGAAGACAUUGUUGAUGUGCUUCUCAAAAUAGUGAAAGAGCAAGCUGGUUUUCGAUCUGCUUCUCUAACCAUAAACAAUGUCAAGGGGGUCCUCUUGAAUAUGUUUCUUGGUGGGGUAGAUACUGGUGCAAUCACCAUGGUGUGGGCAAUGGCAGAGCUAGCCAAGAGACCUAAACUGAUGAAGAAGGCUCAAGAUGAAGUUAGAGCUUGCAUUGGAAACAAAGGAAAAGUCACAGAAAGUGACACUGAUCAGCUUCAAUACCUCAAAAUGAUAGUCAAAGAAACUUUUAGAUUGCACCCUCCAGCUCCUCUGCUUCUUACAAGAGAGAGCAUGUCACACUUCACCGUCGAUGGCUAUGAUAUUAAACCAAAAACAAUUAUUCAAGUGAAUGCUUGGGCGAUUGGACGAGACCCCAAGAGCUGGAAAGAUCCUGAAGAGUUCAUCCCAGAGAGGUUUCGGGAUAGCUCCAUUGAUUUUAAAGGUCAACAUUUCGAGCUGUUGCCAUUUGGAUCCGGACGAAGGGUAUGUCCUGCCAUGUACAUGGGAACAACAAUAGUUGAGCUUGGCCUUGCCAAUCUCUUAUACAGCUUUGACUGGAAAUUGCCUGGUGGAAUGAAAGAGCAAGAUAUCAACAUGGAUGAGUUUGCUGGUCAUUCUCUUACCAUCUCCAAGAGAACUGCUCUCAAGCUUGUCCCGGAGAAACACCUCUAGAUUCAUCUACUACUAAAUAUUUUAAUAUAAGUUUGUUAUAUAUAAAUGAAAAUAAACUGUCUUAUUGUCUUCGUUAA
Molecule: messenger RNA, 1653 nt
Organism: Humulus lupulus (European hop)
Lineage: Eukaryota; Viridiplantae; Streptophyta; Magnoliopsida; Rosales; Cannabaceae
Product: cytochrome P450 71B34-like
Exons: 2
Coding region: 56-1576 (506 amino acids)
Molecular function (GO): iron ion binding; oxidoreductase activity, acting on paired donors, with incorporation or reduction of molecular oxygen; monooxygenase activity
Source: RefSeq, a predicted model, not a curated record